CAGAUGCUCACGCUACAGUAAUUACUGCAAUGCAGCUCAAGAUGCAGGCAUUAGCAAUUUUUAUUUUACUGAUUGCUUUGGCGGCGGGAAGGCAAUUUCGAGAUAUUCAUGCAGGCACCAAAAGGGUAUCAUCAACAAUUCUUCGAAAUUCCGAUUUGGGAGGGCGGCUGACGGCUGGCAAAGUAACUCCACCACAUGAACGGAACAGGGAAUAUUGGCUAAAUGUGGCUCGGGAGCAAUUGCUGGAACGCACUCAAACCCGCUUGAACACACAUAAAGCCAAAAAUGUUAUAUUCUUUCUGGGCGAUGGUAUGUCCUUGACCACAAUGACCAGUGCGCGGAUACUAAAGGGUCAAUUGCAGGGCAAACCGGGGGAGGAAGAACAACUGAGUUUUGAAAAGUUUCCCUAUGUAGGGCUAAGCAAGACCUAUUGCGCCAAUGCCCAAGUACCAGACUCCGCCUGCACCUCCACAGCCUAUAUGUGUGGCGUUAAAGCAAAUAUUGUCACUCUGGGCGUAAGUGCCAGGGUCAAUUAUAACAAUUGCACUGAGAGUAUGAAUCCCAAAAACCAUGUAUCCUCCAUUGCCGAUUGGGCUCAAAAGGCAGGGAAAUCAACAGGUUUUAUUACCACCACCACCCUGACUCACGCCAGUCCCUCUGGCAGCUAUGCUCAUGUGGCAAAUCGUUUUUGGGAAUGCGACAGUGAUAUCACCACCUGGACUGGCUUGGCAGACACCAGUCAAUGCAAGGACAUUGCCCAACAGCUGGUGACUCAAGCACCGGGAAAACAUUUCAACAUCCUGAUGGGUGGUGGUAUGGGUAAAUUUUUGCCCAAAACCCUUAAAGAUUCUCACGGAAAGAUGGGUGAACGUUCCGACAAUAAAAAUCUACUCUCCAAGUGGCAGGGACUACAUCCCAAGGGUGUGGUGGUAACAGAUCGUCAAAGUUUAUUAAAAGUGGAUGUUAAGAAAGUUCAACACAUAAUGGGUCUCUUUCAGUCGGGUGUCAUGGAUUUCCAUUCCAACGCCGACCACAAGAAACAACCCAGCCUCAAGGAAAUGACUGAGGUAGCCCUAAAGCUAUUGAGUAAAAAUCCCAAAGGAUAUUUUAUUUUCAUUGAAGCUGGUCUCAUCGAUUACGGCAAUCACGCCACAAAUCCCGGCCAAAGCACCUCGGAAACUUUGGAAUUGGAUAAGGCGGUGCAAAAAGCUCGUGCCAUGACCAAUCCCAAUGAUACACUGAUUGUGGUCAGUGCUGAUCAUGCUCAUCCCUUGAGUAUUGCAGGUUUUUCAAAUCGUGGAAAUGAUAUUUUGGGCAUCGAUUAUUCCUUUCCAGAUGCCAAUGGCCAAUUUUUUGCCACUCUUAACUAUGCCUUGGGUCCUCAGCAAUAUUUAGAUGAUAGAGGUACACGUUUGAAUUUGUCAGAGUUUCUCGAUAACAACCGUUGGGUUGUCCAUCCGAGUUACAUCAAAUCGGAAAUGGGUGUCCAUGGUGGUGAUGAUGUGGGUGUCUUUGCGUCUGGUCCUUACGAACAUUUGUUUCGUGGUGUAAUGGAACAACACACUCUGCCACAUCUAAUGGCCUAUGCAGCGGGUAUUGGCAAUGGACACACAACUUGUGAGGAUAAGAGAACAUGAGCGUUCCGAAGAUUACUUGGGAGAUCAAAAGAUAUUGAAAUCGAAAUCUGCUUGUACUUUAAUGGAUCAAUAAAAAUACUGUGAAUUGAAUUUGUUAGGAAAUAUUUUUUGAUUUAAUGCAAAUUUGAAUAAGAUAUUUUCUUGAUAAAUAAAGAAAAUAUAGAUUGAA
Messenger RNA from Musca domestica (house fly), 1806 nucleotides. Its product is annotated as alkaline phosphatase. The record is from RefSeq and is a predicted model, not a curated record. The transcript is spliced from 2 exons. Gene Ontology annotation, molecular function: alkaline phosphatase activity. Gene Ontology annotation, biological process: dephosphorylation. NCBI's taxonomy places the organism in Eukaryota, Metazoa, Arthropoda, Insecta, Diptera, Muscidae. The coding region runs from base 30 to 1637 and encodes 535 amino acids.